AUGCCAGCACAACGACCGCGUGCUGCCUUCGAGCCGAUCGCGCCCGACUUUGACAUCAACGGCCUUAUAGAAUCUACGCCCAACUUCUCGUUUGUUGAUCGCAUUUCAGUCGACCAAAUCGACGAGCAAGGUGUCGCCGCCUUCGAAAAGCUCGUCCUCCUCCAUGUUAUCAUCGGCGGCAAGCCCCUCGUCGUCGACGGAUUUGAGAACCGUCUGGACCCGUGGACCUUUUCUGCCAAAUGGCUGAAUGACAAUGUCGGUUCCAAGGUCGAGAGCUCCAGGAAUCUAUCGACAAAAGAGUCUCUUCCCCUCACCAUCGGCCAUUAUCUCAGAAACAUGAACAAGCUGAGCAAUCAGUUCUUUGAAAACACCCGUAACUACAAGGACAAGAGUCGUCAAAGGAUCUAUCUCAAGGAUAUCGACUGCCCACAGGUCUGGCACGACAAACUUCAAGACCACAUCCCACCCUUCCUCUUCUACCUCAAUGAGAGCACCGGUGAUAUUGGCGGCCCUGGUGCCAAUCCUUACACUCUCGGCCCUGGCAGACGCCCUGCUCGUGGAAUCGCUCGCGCUGGUGAUCUCAUGAGUUCGCUUCCGCCCGAGAUGCGCGCUGAAAACCUCAUGUGCUACAUCGGCCAUGAGGGCACCUACACACCGUCACACCGAGAAAUGUGUGCCACCAUGGGCCACAAUAUCAUGGUAGAAGCUUCCAAGGAUGUUGGCGAAGACGGCAAGCCCGAGAGACCUGGCUCGUCCAUCUGGUUUAUGACCGAGUCCAAGGACCGCAACACUGUCUCUGAAUACUGGCUCUCAACUCUCGGCCAUGAUAUAGAAGUUGAGAAUCACUUUGCCCAGGUUUCGGCGUGGAAAAGAGCCCCUUUCAAUGUCUAUGUUGUUGAACAACGUCCCGGCGACUUCAUCCUCAUUCCUCCGUUAGCUCCCCACCAAGUCUGGAACAGGGGAACUCGAACUAUGAAAGUUGCCUGGAACAGGACCACAAUCGAGACUUUGGAAAUGGCCUUGGAUGAGGCUCUGCCGAAAGCAAAAAUUGUCUGCCGAGACGAACAAUACAAAACCAAGGCCAUCAUCUACUACACGCUGAUGUUGUAUUCUAACAGACUCGCAUUGGCAAGAUCGCAGUCAGAUAAGCUCCCUGCCGACGCUGCCCGUCAGCUAAUGGGAGGUCCCAAGAUAAAGCAAUUAAUCAAGGACUUCAGACGCCUUCUUGGCUUGUUCAUGGAUGUUCUCGUUGCUGAGAUGUUCAACCCUGAUGGUCCUCAGGAAAAGUGUGAAUUCUUGCCCUUCGACAGCAAUGUCACAUGCGCCUAUUGUCGCUGUAAUAUUUUCAAUCGUUUCUUGACGUGCUCAAACUGCAAGGACGCACUCGGACAUGAAGAGGAAGAGCCCUACGACGUUUGCUUGGACUGUUAUGCUAUGGGAAGGUCGUGCGGCUGCAUCUCCAAUCUCAAGUGGACCGAGCAAUUCAAAUGGAGAGAACUGACCAAUAAAUAUGACUCCUGGCGCAAGCAAGUCAUCGACCUGGAUGGCGGAAACGCAGCAAAGGCUCCUCCACCACUAGUGGAAGCUCGAAGGAACCUCCCUCAUAAGACGCUCGCUGAAGUCUGCAGAGAGCAGCUUAAACGCCGCCCCUUCACCGACAUCGCUAAGCCGAAACAAGAUGACGAGCAGAGUGAGGAGGAUAUUAUUGUGGACGAUGAAGGCCGUGUCAAGAAAACUGUCAAGAAGAAGCCAAAGGCUUGGUACAAGACGCACAGUCCUUGCCAUGUCUGUUGUAAAAGACACCCUAACUGGAAAUCUGCAAAGUGCACCACGUGCGGCAAAUGGUGGUGCUAUGGGUCUUUAUUCAGAGGAGCCGACAUGAUUCCACUCACUGUCAUGCAAGAUGCUAACUGGUCGUGUCCACAUUGCCAAAAUGCAUGUUUCGCAGGAGCUUGCCGAAAAGAUCCCAAGCAGCAGCCAUGUGAGCCCAAAGGCACCCUCCUCGGUCAUGAUACCAAGAGGAUUGCCGAUGCCAGAAGUGUGGAAUGUCUUGUUGACUUCUCUGUCUCCAACCUGACUUGGUUGAGGGACGAUGACGAGGACGUUCAAGAGAGUGUCCGCAUCAGGAGAGCUCGCGAAGAGGCUAGAAGGGCUAAGGAGGCGGACCCUCUAGUGGACGACGAUGACGACGAAGAAGAACCUGAUAUUGAACAGAGCCAUGUCCGGUUCGACUACUCGCCUGAUGAUUCCAUGAUUGAUCCUCAGCUAAUGGGCACUACUACAACUCAAAACAAUCGAACUAAGGGAAAGGCUGCGGCUUCCCUUCUGCCACCACCGGAAGCAAUGCUGAAAGGUGCCAAACCAAGCACAUCUCCUUUGGUGAUGGGCAAUGGAUCCACAGUCGAUGCACCCGAAGGAUAUGCUCCUGCCACAACCAGUGGAUUCGCUGCUCCAAGGGCUCGAAUGUAUCCAGAAUUCGAAGACAACAGCUAUGCUUACCCUGACCCUCUAGGUGAAGACGAUGAAGACGAAGGGUACCAGCCCAUCUCCGUGUUGCUGUCUGGCUCAACACGCAGAAACAAGCGCAAUCAGGACGCAUACGAAGAAGACGAUGACGAGAUCUACAUGGAGGGAGCUCGCACCAAGAGACGCAGAGUCUCAGAAGAUCCUGCUGCUAUGGUUUACAAGCCUAGAAACGAAGCUACAAAGCAGUUCGAAAAGGAAAAGGAACGCAAAGCUCUAGAUGAGGCCAAGAAGGCAGGCCGAUUUAUCGCAGCGCAAGCUGCUUUGCGGGGCAAGAAGCGCGUUGUUCGACUUCGUAUAUCUGGACCACGUCUUGCGCAAUUGCUUGCACAACAAGCUGCUAAGUCGUUCCAGCCUGUCUCCGAAACUCCAGAAGUCGACCAAGAAGUACCUCCAGAGAACGUGCUUGUGAGAUCGGAUAUCGCUCCCGAGGAAAAGGCUAAGAAGAAAGCNCCCCAACAUCCCAACAGGAUGAAGGUUCGAGUUGAACGCGAUGAUGACUUCAGCAUGAGAGGUGAACGUGCAGCACGUACGGAAAGGCGCAAACGUCAGACCAAUGCAGACUAUGAAGAAGUCGAUGUUGAAUCUGACUUCAAUUCUGGAGAGGACGACAACGAUGGCGUGUACAAUGGCUGUCAACGGGAGAAUGGCAAACGCAGGAUAUCGUCUUACAUCCAGAAGAAGCACGUUGACGAUCCCGACCUUCCUGAUGAAUUGCCUGAGAAUUACAAAGAUUCAAGGAGCAGAAUGGAAGGAAGGGCGCCUAACAGACUUGGACCUGCCGUGCGUGCACGAACAGGAGUACCCGGACAUCCAAAACCAGUGCCUCAACUAGAUGGUGCCGCCGAUCGUGACGACGACAGUGCUUCUGAAUCUGACGAUGAGCAAGCAACGUUCGAGGAACAGAAUAGACUUGCCAAGCUAGAAGCACUCAAGAUGGUCGAGGAAGAAGCAGCUCGCGCACCUCCACCGAUGCACUGUUCGAUCUUCGACAAAGGCAAUGGAAAGAAGAUCCGCAUCGUCUCAUCCACGGCCAAGAAGAGAUGA
Messenger RNA from Aureobasidium musti, 3570 nucleotides. Lineage: Eukaryota; Fungi; Ascomycota; Dothideomycetes; Dothideales; Saccotheciaceae. The record is from the annotation of a GenBank genome assembly.